AUGAGCUUGAACACCUUAAUCGAAGCAGCAAAAUUUUUGGAAAUGCAAGAACAGAAAGAGCAGCAACAGCAUCAUCAGGUGGCGGGGCCUUCAAAGACUUCGCCCCCCGUUCACCAUAAAUUGUCAACAGUUUUGAUUACAUCGCCAAAUUUACUCACUCUGACGCAAGAAACGGCCAAAAAGGCCGCAGCCCCCCAAGCUGAACAGCAACAAGUAGUGUCGUCUUCUAGUACCGUAACAGCAGCACCACCACCGCAGCCUCCUCGACGCAUCCUUCACAACAGUUUCGAUAUAAUGAACCCCCUUGUCAUCGACGAGACAAACGCCGAAGUGAAACGAAAACAGCCCCCAUUGGUGUUUCGUGCCGGCACCAGAGAAGUGCACAACAAAUUGGAGAAACAUCGACGUGCACAUCUCAAAGAGUGCUUCGAUGUGUUGAAAAAGCAACUGCCACAAACACAAGACGAAAAAAAAACCUCCAAUUUGAGUAUUUUACAUUCGGCGUUGCGAUGCAUUCAGUCGUUGAAACGCAAAGAACGCGAAUUAGAACACGAGAUGGAAAGAUUAGCAAGAGAUAAAAUUGCCGCUCAGCAAAAGUUGGCUGUGUUAAAAAAGGAUAUUUCCUCGCAUUAUGAUAAUGUGGAUUUUUCCAAAAUUUUACCGGAAGUUGUUCCAGUUACAACCGAUGAGGUUGUUAAACUCGAAACGGUUAGUAGUACGAGUCAAAAUGGGGCAGGAGGCGAAAGAAUACAGAUUCCGCUUUUGACGAAUAAAACGCAAAUUUCUAUCGCAACAACUCAAGUUGGAACAAUCAAAGAGGUGAGUCAGCAACCGGUCCAGACAACAGCUUUGUCGGUACUUCCUGUCGGUUAUUCAGUACCUCAAGGUUUAGUUUUGCAAAAACUCAUCGUUCCGAAAGGCAUAACCGAACUGACGCCUCUCGUAUCAACACAUUUCAUCACCCAACAGCAAAUAAACGGCAAAGUUGUUCCAUUGGUAAACGCCCAAUACGUGGUCAAACCAGUGGUCGUUGUAAGCAGACCGAGCUAGUGGCCUCAAAAAACAUUUGGUGUGAUUGAGUUGACAGCAUGAAUGUUUCUUCAAACUCUUUUAUCAUGUGAUUUUUUUUAAUUUACGGUGAUUUUUAUUUUAUUGUUACUAGGUUGGACGCCGUGUUGUUGUUGGAGCCCGAUUUGACUACACCACAUUCCAUAUUAUUGAUUUUUAACUGAUUAGAUAAUCUAGUCAUUUUUUAAAGAUGAAUUUUAAUUCGAUUUUUUUACAAAGAAAUUGUUUUCAAAUCGGGUAUCCUGCCGCGGGGUUUCGCACUGUCUGAAAUAAACAGGGCCAAAGCCCUGUUCUUAGAUCUCUGGCCUUGAUGUAUUACUUUUUAUUUUAUUAUACUAUUAUUAUUA
Molecule: messenger RNA, 1415 nt
Organism: Tribolium castaneum (red flour beetle)
Lineage: Eukaryota; Metazoa; Arthropoda; Insecta; Coleoptera; Tenebrionidae
Product: max-binding protein MNT
Exons: 2
Coding region: 1-1050 (349 amino acids)
Biological process (GO): regulation of transcription by RNA polymerase II
Molecular function (GO): DNA-binding transcription factor activity, RNA polymerase II-specific; protein dimerization activity; RNA polymerase II cis-regulatory region sequence-specific DNA binding
Source: RefSeq, a predicted model, not a curated record